Paramecium primaurelia is the source of this 1784-nucleotide messenger RNA. The record is from the annotation of a GenBank genome assembly. Lineage: Eukaryota; Ciliophora; Oligohymenophorea; Peniculida; Parameciidae.
AUGAGCAAUAAUAGUUCAAAGGAAAACGAGAAUGCUGGUGCAUUAGCUCAUUAUUCAAGAAGCUAGGUAAAAUUAUUAAAUGAAAUCGUUUUUAGGAGUUUAAGAUUACUUAUCAAAUUGAAGAAGCAUUAUUAGAAAUUAAUAAUGCUUUAAAUCUUUGUCCUCAAUUUGCCGAAGCCUAUACUUUUAGAAGUUCGAUCUUUUAAAUAUCAGUUUAGGUGAAUUAUAUGAGAAGUUGAAAUUAUAUGAAAAGGCAUUGGAAGAUGUAAAUUAUAGCAUAUCUAUCAAUAAUAUGAAUGCUAAAAGUUAUUAUUAACGGGGUAUUAAUUAGAUCUGAUAAUUAAAGCAACAAUUUAUUGGAGAAAAAAAAUUUUUGAUCUAGCAUUAUAGGAUUGUAUAAAGUGUGUUUAGAUUAAUCCAAACUUUGCGAUUGGUUAUAAUAGAAUAGGUAAUGAGAUAAACACAAAUGUUUAGGUACUAUUAUGGGAGAUUUGAAAUAAAAGGAUAGUGAAUUCUCAUAUUACAAUUAAGCUAUAGAAAAAGAUGAAAACUGUUAUUAUGCAUUUAUGUGUAGAGGUAAUAGAAAAUAUAUAUUUUAAGGUUUGUAUUAUUUUAAUGAACAAAUGAUUGAUUUAGCACUUAGAGAUUUCUGUUAAGCUUUAUCUAUUAAUCCUAAAUAUAGUUUGGCUUAUUUUAAUAGAGGUGAAUACAAUUAAAUUUAAUAUAAUAGGCGAUUUAUAUUACGAAAUUGGUGAAAAGGAUAAAGCAUUAAAUGAUUAUAAUGAAGCAAUCUAACUUGAUCCAAAUUUUGCAAUCGCCUAUUAAAAAAGAGGUGAAAACUAUUACACUCAAUAUAUUAGGCAAUUUAUAUCAAGAUAUUGGUGACCAUGAUAAAGCAUUAAGUGACUAUAAUCAAGCAAUCCAACUUGAUCCAAAAGAUGCAACAGCCUAUAAUAACAGAGGUGAAAACUAUUACACUCAAUAUAUUAGGCAAUUUAUAUCAAGAUAUUGGUGACCUUGAUAAAGCAUUAAGUGACUAUAAUUAAGCAAUCCAACUUGAUCCAAAAGAUGCACCAGCCUAUAAUAACAGAGGUGAAAACUAUUACACUCAAUAUAUUAGGCAAUUUAUAUUAGAAUAUUGGUGACCAAGACUAAGCAUUAAAUGACUAUAAUCAAGCAAUCCAACUCGAUCCAAAAUAUGCAACAGCCUAUUCUAACAGAGGUGGAUAUUAUUACACUCAAUAUUUUAGGCGAUUUAUAUUAGAAUAUUGGUGACCAAGACUAAGCAUUAAAUGACUAUAAUCAAGCAAUCAAACUUGAUCCAAAAGAUGUAAAAACCUAUAAUAACAGAGGUGAAAACUAUUACACUCAAUAUAUUAGGCAAUUUAUAUCAAGAUAUUGGUGACCAAGACUAAGCAUUAAAUGACUAUAAUCAAGCAAUCCAACUCGAUCCAAAAUAUGCAACAGCCUAUUCUAACAGAGGUGGAUAUUAUUACACUCAAUAUAUUAGGCAAUUUAUAUUAGAAUAUUGGUGACCAAGACUAAGCAUUAAAUGACUAUAAUCAAGCAAUCCAAUUAGAUUCAAAUUUUGUCCAUACCUUUUACAGAAAAGGUUUUAUCUCUAACUUAGAAUUUUAGGUCUUAUCUUAUAAGAUUUGCAAUAAUUUGAGCAAGCAAUAAUUUGUUUUGAUAAAGCCAUUUCUCUUGAUACAAAUCUGAUUAAUGCUUAUUAUAAAAAAGGUUAAAUGUUUAUUAUCUUUUAGCAGUUUCAUUAUCAAAAUUGA